UUCACUCGCCUGUCCACGCCGCAUUACUCGCAGAUAUUAUAAUCUCAUCUGUCUACAACACCCCCAUCUCCGCAUAUCCCCCGGAAGAUAAAAUGGCUCUCAGCCCUCUACCGAGCUCUACUGAGCUUGUCUUCUAUUCCCAAAAACGUAGACGGCGGCGCAUCUGCUCGACCGCAACUGGCUGUCCUUCCACCCCCUACGCUACACGAGUAGCUUCCGAUCCUUACAAGCGCGUCGGAAUGCGCUUAUCAUCAUUCUGUUGCAUCCUAAUCACGUUACUGUCUCAUCUGCUGCUUGUAACGGCCGCACCGCCAUGCGUACGUUUUGCGGACUACGAUUCCAUCAACCAGAUGUUCAUCGAUGGCGGGCCGGGAACCAAAGUUCUACUUUGUCCUAAUCGUCUUUACCGACUCUCUGGGCCCAUCAUUUUUACAGCAGCGGACCAGGAGAUUGCAACCUAUGGCUAUCCCACUGGCUCUGAACGUGCGGUCCUCCGCGUGGAGAGCAGAAACACUGCGACGGCAAUCCAGGGAGACUGUCGACGAUGUGCGAGAGUCUCCAUAAAAAAUCUAGUGGUAGAUGGAAACAGAAAGAAGCUGGGGCGUAUGCGAGACUUUGAGCUUGCUACAGGCCUGGUUGUACUCGGUGGGAAUGAAGGUCAGAGUAUCCAGAAUUCUUGGAUCAAGAAUCCUCGGGGUUUCACGGCUAUCCACAUCCGAGAAGGCGACAAACUUCAAUGUACCGGUGCUAGAAUAGAGAAGAACGAAAUUGGCCCUGUGGGAGAAGAGUACGAUCGGGAGAGGGAUGGGGACGACCCAGAAAUGUCUCCUCUUGGUCGACCUCUCGCAGACGGUAUCUCCAUCGCAUGUCGAGAUUCUUUCAUUCGCGACAAUACCUUUCGCGAUAAUACUGAUGCGGCUAUCGUCGUUUACUGCUCGCCAGGUACUCUCAUUCACGCCAACCAUAUCUUCGCCCAAUCUCUUUCUGCGAUGGCUGGUAUCUUGAUGGUAGAUUCAACGCCUUUUGACGGUGAUUAUACUGGCACUGUGGUCAAGUCCAAUAUCAUCGAUGCUGUUUCGCGUACUAUUCGCGUAGGCAUCGGAAUCGGGGCUACUGUGUGGUCAGAUGAUACAGAAACAAUACUUACAGGAGGCAGUGUCGUUGGAAAUGGAUUAAAGGGGAGAUAUAUGGGAUAUGGAAUUGCGGCAGCUGGACUGAAACAGUGGACGAUCAAGGACAACUGGGAUGAAGCCAAACACGAGGGAAGAAAGAGUGCGAGAUGCUUCGAUGAGCCCGUCAACCCAGACCCAAUAGGGCUUCUUUAUAACCAACCAACGAUGCAGGAUUGCACUGUCCAGUCAGAGUUUGCGGACCAUGAUUUCCAAUAUCUUGUCUGUAUCGAUGGACUUUAUGACAAAUCAAACCCUCCCAAGCACGACCUCCUUCCUCCACCUCAUGAUGUAUCCCCAACAAACGCGCAGGAGGAGGACAAUACUGUGCAGCAAGAUGGCGGUGGCUCAGAACCUAUCAAGCAACCCAGGGAGGUGGGCGACAUCGAGGCUGAGCCACCUGUCGAGAAGAUGUUUUCAACAGGCUCGGAGAUGAUGGAUGAUGUCCUUGAACAUUCUCAUCAAAGGAUGCAUGAGGCCAUUGACCACCUGAGUAGGAGAAUUGAUAUCUUGGGUGCUGCGAGCGCUGGUAAAGGAAGUGGAGAUUCCAAAAUCUCUGAUGUCUUGGAUCCUGCCUUGUCAUCACAUUUGGAGAAGUUGCAAAGAAAGAUAGAGCAUCUUGAAUUCUCCCUUCGUUCUCAAAUUGAGACUGCCAUCCAACUUCGUUCCGCCAUUCAAGGAUGGGACCAGGAAAUGGCAUUAGUUACGGAUUGGGAAUAUGAUAUCCUUCUAGACGUUCGUCAUAAACUGGAAUUAUCAUCGUAUCCUCAUGAUCAGCCGCUUGAUCCCAAACUCAUGCGUGGUCAGAGUUAUCUAGACAACGAAGCUGUACUUGUCGAUGAUCAUUCGCAUCCUUCCCUUGAAGGUGAGAAUUUACGCGCGAUGAGCAAUCGGGCAAGGCUCAACGCGAAUGAAGAGACGGAGACACGUGCAAGUGUUUUGCAAAUUGGCUUAAUAGGAGGAAGUGUGAUAGCAUUGGCCUGGGUAGGAUUGCGCUGGUGGAGAAAGAGGAAGGUUCAUGGGAAGCUUCUGUGAACAGGUGAUUUUAGAGUGCUUAUAGUGUUGGGGAAUUGAGAGAGGUAGUUGCCUCGAUCUUUUUGUAUUUGUAUCAAUCAGCGUCGUAGCAGCAGGUAUCCCUUAGUAAAUCGUGCACAAAAAUCCUUUCAAAACAUAAAAGGCAAGCACACUUGAUCUCGG
Cryptococcus deneoformans JEC21 is the source of this 2366-nucleotide messenger RNA. RefSeq lists its product as hypothetical. Bases 93 to 2204 code for a protein of 703 amino acids. The transcript has 4 exons. NCBI's taxonomy places the organism in Eukaryota, Fungi, Basidiomycota, Tremellomycetes, Tremellales, Cryptococcaceae. The record is from RefSeq and is a predicted model, not a curated record.